Messenger RNA from Mycena citricolor, 736 nucleotides. NCBI's taxonomy places the organism in Eukaryota, Fungi, Basidiomycota, Agaricomycetes, Agaricales, Mycenaceae. The record is from the annotation of a GenBank genome assembly.
CCUCGUUCUACCCGGACUACCGACUUCUGCGACCCGGAUCGGGGAGCAGGGCUCAUCUUCAAGCAUGAGAUCAUAUUUCUGUUCCCUUCGCCAAAAUCGAAAGACACCCGUCUGGAGGGAGGAGGAUGACACACCUGGUCUCGGCAAACCACUGAAGGCAAUUAUCUCGGUCUCUGCUCGGCUGAGUCACUGAGUACCCGGGGUCGAAAAUGAAUGCCUUGCGUAUAUGCGAAGCUUGCAGCAUUUGAACAGCCUCAACCUGUGUGCGCGCAUCGGUGUAGGCUUUUCGGAUAUUGCCAAGAAGGGUAAGACAGUAAAGAGAAAUGACCAAACGCCCCCGACACACCAAUCGCUGCGAUUGACUCUUUCGCCGCACGAUCCAUUCCCUCUAGUCAGAAUCUGGAUUUACUACUCGCAGAAUCGAGCGCUUGGUUUCCAGCGAAAGUGAACCCCCAGAUACCUGCAUUGGCCAGAGACCCAUAGCUUUCCGUUCCCCUAUAAUGCUCUGGAAGCAAUAUCAGAGCCGUAUCCGCCACCCGUGCUCUUCUUGAUACUUCACAUGCUGCGGCGAUUACAAUGUCAAUACUCUGCCCAUUGAUCUCGAAGAGGGUGUUACCACCCACUCUGUCUCUCCCACUUCCGACAGUAAAAAACGGUCCAGUAUGUAACUCCCUGAGUUUAUUAGAUCUUUGAGCUCCUUCAAGAGGGAGCCAUAGCCCUAGGAUUUAGUCAAAUC